AGAGAGGAGCCUGGGCUCCCGCCCCGCGGCUCCGGGAUCCGCAGGACUCACCCUAAAGAAUUUAGCGUAGAGCACAGUGCGGCCCAGCUCGCGGGUAGUCUCGGCGCCUGCGUAUUCUAAAGCUUCCUUUUGGCCUGUUUCCUAUCACACCAGCCCAGUGCUUUGCGUCUCACUUGAGCCAGGCUGGCUUCGUUGCCUGGUGUGUACGUGGCUCUACAAGUGCUUUUCUUAGCAGCACACCCAGCACAGUCAGGCACUGUUACAUGCACUUGAAAUGGAUUAGCCCGUGUAAUGCUCAACACCACAGGAGAUGGGUACUGGUACUACCCCCACCUGCCAGUGGGAAAGAGGCAGAACUAGAGUCAAACCCAGGCCAUCCGCCUCCAGAGUCAGCCCCUUUGCUCUGCACCUGGCAAAUGGGGCUCUGGGUGGGUGGGUGGUGAGGUCAGCUGCCUCCCACACCCCGCAGGCUGUAAGUGGUCUGAGUCUCACAUUGUUGCUCUGUCUUAAGGUUAGGUGACAUUGAGCCCUUGAUAUCAGGCCUUUGUGGGCAGGAGGGAGAGUCUCAGCCCCUCAUGAGUACUUGUCCAGCCAGUCUCCAGUGGGUGUUCUCUUUCUAUCACCCAGAAUCGUCACUCUGCCCUGGCCUACAAGGGGUAUAUAGUGUCAAAGGGAAAACCACCGAGGCAGGGGGUUGUAGGAAUCCUCCACUGUAAUAGCUGCAGAGGGGAGCACUGGGCUGGGCCUCCUUCAUGCAGUCCUGCACAGCUCUGGAGCCCUCACCCUCAGAGGGCUCUGGCCAGAGCUGGGGUUAUGGUCAUUACCCAUGAGCAGGGCUGUCCCCGGGGAGGGGGAGGGGUCGUGGUGCCCCCACACAGUGGGGCAAAGGCUGACCACAUCCCAGGUCCCAUCCUACCCUCUGCAAGUUUAGGGAACCUCUGCUCCCAGCUGGUGCUGACUGCUUUAGUUGUCACGGCAACCCCAUGCAGCUGCCCCCCAGCAGCAGCCUGGUUGAUUUAGCUCUUCCCCAGGGUCUGGGAGCUGGCGGAGCAGUAGAGCCUUCUGUGCCUUUGCUGGUACCUUUCAGGUACACAGCAAGGAGGGCCAGCAGGUGGCGCCAAGCUCACGUGGUCACUGCUGGGAGGAUGAGGCUGCUUCUUUGGUGCUGCCCCAAGUGACUGGUGACGAGCUCUUACCCUCCUGAGCCAGGGCUUCGUCAGGGUCCGCUCCCUCCACUCUGCUCUCCAGCUUUGCUGAGCUGCACUGGGUGAGGCAGUGCCAUCUCCGUGGCUAAGGCUAGAGGUCUGGUGGGUCCCCAGCUCACCUUCCCUGCACGACACCCAGUUUCUCCUGGGCACCCACUGCUGCUGUCCUCCCGCCUCCCCUGGCGCUCUGCUGGCUCCUCAUUCGCAGCCUCUUCUGGCUGGUCCCUGCCCUCAGCAACCUCCCUUGGUCCACCCACGUGCUGCCACCUCCCAGAUCCUCAUCGCCAGCUUCAACCAUCUCUGAGUUCCAGCCACCCAAUGGCUGCUCUGCUUGGACACCUCACUGUGUCCCUCAUGCAACAUGUUCCAAGCUGAGCUCCUGAGAUGCUGAUCCCCAGAAUCUAUAUCCGCUUAGUGGUGCCAUACUUUGGGGCUCAAGCCUCUCCCUUGAGGAGUCUUGGCCUGGGCCCGCCCUUGUCCCAUCCUCAUUGGUCAGGAAGUCCUGCAGAUAGUCUGGGCCCUGCCCCCUACCUUGACUGCCCAUUGACCGAGAAGCCUGGCCCCUCCCCAGCUCUGCGGUUCCCACAGUGCCCUUCCCCAUUACAGGAAGAUCCCUUUCCACGUGUCGUGUCGUGUCGUAGGCUCCAGGGAGGGACCUGGGAUGGAGCUGACCCAGUGCCCAGAGCAGGGUCUGGCAAAGCUGGGCGGCAUUGGUGGUGUGGACAGGCCUGUAAAGGGGCCCAGUGUGGGGAGAGCACCUCGUCCCUGGGGGCAGGAGCACAGGACUGCUCUGGAUACCAUGAGGACUGGAGCCCCAGAGAGCAGCAGGCAGGCACCUGGGCUGCUCCCACCGGUCUGCCACUUGCAUCUAAUUUCUGGUCCUCCUGGAGGCAGAGAGGUUUCUCCCCACUGCCUAAUCUCCCCACCCUGGGAGAGCCCCACAGACAGCAUUUCCAGCCAGAAAUUACAACCCCAUCCCAUCCAGAACUAAAUGCCUAAGGGGUGUGCAGCAGAGGGGCGGGGGCGGUGGCUCACUGACGCCCCCUCCGUCCCUCAGGAGCUGGUGAGCAAGCUGCUGCACUUGCAUUUUAAAGACGACAAGACCAAAGUCAGCGGGGACGCGCUGCAGCUCAUGGCCGAGCUGCUCAAGAUCUUCGUUGUGGAAGCGGCCAUCCGCAGUGUCCGGCAGGCCCAGGCAGAGGACCUGGCCCAAGUGGACGUGGAACAGCUGGAGAAGGUGCUGCCUCAGCUGCUUCUGGACUUCUAGGGGUUUCCACCCUCACUGUGGCCACC
Aethalodelphis obliquidens (Pacific white-sided dolphin) is the source of this 2498-nucleotide messenger RNA. RefSeq names its product centromere protein X (gene CENPX). Gene Ontology annotation, biological process: replication fork processing; kinetochore assembly; resolution of meiotic recombination intermediates. The transcript has 4 exons. NCBI's taxonomy places the organism in Eukaryota, Metazoa, Chordata, Mammalia, Artiodactyla, Delphinidae. Bases 2197 to 2472 code for a protein of 91 amino acids. The record is from RefSeq and is a predicted model, not a curated record. Gene Ontology annotation, cellular component: FANCM-MHF complex; Fanconi anaemia nuclear complex.